Messenger RNA from Phanerochaete carnosa HHB-10118-sp, 1713 nucleotides. RefSeq lists its product as uncharacterized. The coding region runs from base 1 to 1713 and encodes 570 amino acids. NCBI's taxonomy places the organism in Eukaryota, Fungi, Basidiomycota, Agaricomycetes, Polyporales, Phanerochaetaceae. The transcript is spliced from 10 exons. The record is from RefSeq and is a predicted model, not a curated record. Gene Ontology annotation, biological process: malate metabolic process; pyruvate metabolic process. Gene Ontology annotation, cellular component: mitochondrion. Gene Ontology annotation, molecular function: NAD binding; malate dehydrogenase (decarboxylating) (NAD+) activity.
AUGGCGGGCAAGGCGGCAGCCAACACCAUACGCGUUGCCCUGAAGGGCGAGUCCGUCCUUACUCACCCCAGGUUCAACAAAGGCACCGCGUUUACUCUUGCGGAACGCAAAGAGUUCGGGCUCACUGGUCGACUGCCGCACCGUGUCAACACACUCGAGGAGCAAUGUCAACGCGCGUAUGAUCAGCUGCAAUCGCGCGACACGCCCAUCCGGAAGAACACUUUCUUGCAGAGUCUGAGGGAUCAGAACUGGGUGCUCUACUACGGUCUGGUUCAGCGACACCUGAAGGAGCUAGUCCCUAUCAUCUACACUCCGACUCAGGGCGAAGCUAUCGCGAAUUACUCACAUUUGUUCAGGCGCAGCGAGGGCAUGUUUUUCACGUACACGAACGAGGAUCGCAUGGAAGAAGAUUUCCUUGAGCAAACUCGCGGCCACGACAUUCAGCUGUUCGUUGUUACUGAUGCGGAAGCUAUCUUGGGCAUAGGUGAUCAAGGUGUCGGGAUCUCCACGGCAAAGGCGGCGCUAUAUACACUGGUCGGCGGUAUCAGCCCUCACAAGUCGCGCUCGGUUGUGCUCGAUGUCGGAACUGACAACGAAGGGCUUUUGGGCGAUGAUCUAUACGUCGGUUGGCCGCACAAGCGUGUUCGCGGUGCGGACUAUGAUCGAUUCGUGGAUAAGUUUGUACAGCUUGUCCGCAAGCAUUUCCCGCAUAGCCUGUUGCAUUUUGAAGACUUCGGAGUUGGCAAUGCCUGGCGCCUGCUACACAAAUACCGUGGCCAGCAUGCAGUAUUCAACGACGAUGUCCAAGGAACUGGUGCAGUGGCCCUCGCAGCUAUCAUGUCUGCAGUUGGCGUCACCAAGUCCAAGCUUGCCGACCAACGCAUCGUGAUAUUUGGUGCUGGUUCGGCUGGUCUUGGGAUCGCGCGCCAAAUUCGCGACGGUAUGGUCACCAUUGACCACGUCAAACAUGAAGACGCUUCGAGGGCCUUCUACCUCCUCGAUCGGCACGGCCUCGUCACACAAUCCUUGGGUUCUAACAUCGCUCCCGGACAGGAAGAGUUCGCGCGUUCCGCCGAGGAGUGGGAAGGCGCUCGGCGCGAUAAGAACGGCGAGAUCCAACUGCUUGAGGUCGUGAAGCAGGUUAAGCCUACGAUCCUUAUCGGGUGUUCGACCCAAGCUGGGGCCUUCAGUGAGGAGGUCGUCAAGGAGAUGGCGAAGCAUGUCGAAAGGCCGGUCAUUAUGCCUCUGUCGAACCCUGGAAGGCUUGCGGAGGUCGAGCCGAGGCUCGCGAAUGACUGGACGCAGGGAAGGGCUCUGAUGGCUACGGGCAGUCCAUUCCCGCCGUGCCGUCAACCUAAUGGCAAGGAAUAUAUCAUUGCGGAGUGCAACAAUGCACUGAUCUAUCCAGGCCUCGGCUUCGGCACCAUGCUCACCCAAUCGCGCAGCAUGACGGACAGGAUGAUCAUCGCCGGCACGCAGCGCCUUGCUGCGCUCGCCCCUGCCCUCAAGGACCCUGACCUUCCGCUCCUGCCAGACUUCCAUAUCGCUCCGCACGUCAACUUCGAAGUUGCCGUCGCCGUCGCCGAGCAAGCCAUUGAGGAUGGCAGUGCUGGUAUCGACUGGAAGAAGAGUGAGGUGCGCGAGCGUGUCAAAGCUGCGCAGUGGGAGCCGGUGUACAAGAACUUUGUACAAGAUCCUAAGGGGGUUAACUGA